CCUCACUUGCACUAACAAAAUUCAUACUUGUCAGCUCCACUGCCAAAAAAAUUAAGUUUCUUUCAUUUAAAAUGGUCAAACAACGGAAAAAAGAUUCCGAAAAACGAAGGAGAUUAGUGCAGAAGUUGCUUGACUUAUUAGGCAGCUCAAAUGAAUCAGACGAUUCAAGUGAUGAAUGUUCUGGCGUCCCGGUGGUAAAUCUGAAUACGACACCUGUGAGCCCUUUGACUGGUCCCAAUCAGGGCUAUAACGUGCACCCUGACAUAUCAGACCUUCUAUCUACUGUCCUGCAUAAGGGCAGGAGUUACGACUCGCGCCAAUUUGCCUUAGCGUCGUACCCACUUUUAGGCAAUUGUUCCGCAUUGAAUCCGCCCCAAGUUAAUCCGGAAAUUAAAACGAACUUGAUCGAAUCACAUCAAAUCGCUUUGAACAAAGACGAAUUCCUCCGGAAAGUGCAGUUGCAACUAGCCGCAGGUAUAAGUGCGCUGGCAGUGCCAUUGGAUCAGCAGUACGAAAGAAGCAGACUGGAUCGAAGCGAGGUGGCGAGGGAGGAACUGGCCACUAUUAGCGAUCCGAUCAAAAUAUUUUCGGAUGUUUUCCACUCCAUAUCGGUACAUCGGCGAAGGUUGCUUACGCCUCUGGCCAAAGUAGGAUUGAGAUCGGGACAAAUGCGGGCGCUUCCAUACGAUGACAUGCUGUUUGGAAAUUGCCUGGCUGAAUGGAUCAGAAAACCGCAGAUUAAAGUCAACACCUCAUUGCCAACUAUGGACACUCAACCGAUAAAACACAAUGUUCAAAACAACGCACCAGUGAGUAAUACGAACGCUCAGAGUACAUCAACUCCAAAGCCUCCAUCCCAAUCUCACACACCGACGAUCACCCGCAAUGGGAAUGGUAAUUCAGCGAUGAAUAACAUGGCAUUAAAGACCGAUCCUCAGGCAUCCACAUCGGGUACUUUACCACCUGGGCGUAUUAAGCGGAAACGUACCAAGGCUGCAAAGCGAAAAGCACAAUCAGCCAUGCUACAAUUUGUCGCCCAUCAAUCAGAUAAUGGUCAAAAACCGUUUCUUGAUAAUGGCGAUAAGCAAUUUUCCAUUCCUAUGAACCCAACGAGAAAUGCAGAAGGGCAUUCGGUCGAUAGUUCAGAUGCUGCAAAGCGAAAAGCACCAUCAAACAUCCUACAAUUUCCCCCUGCAAUUCCCAAUGCUGCAAAUAUGCAAAACCAUCAACGGAGUUUAACCCAAACGACGGAAUCCACUACUUUGAAAAUAAAAGUUGAAAAACAUCCAUAAGAUCAGUUUUAUCAGACGCUUUUUUUAUCAUUUGUCACCAGUUUUAUAAGAGAAUGAGAUGAUGAGAGAACCAACAUAAAUAAGGCAUUGAUUGUACUUUAUACGGUUGAUUGAAAGUUCACGGUAUUCUUUUUAGAUUUAAGGAGUUAUACCUUAGGAGGUGCAUACAAUAAAGUGUAUUUUUCUUUCUAA
Molecule: messenger RNA, 1484 nt
Organism: Dendroctonus ponderosae (mountain pine beetle)
Lineage: Eukaryota; Metazoa; Arthropoda; Insecta; Coleoptera; Curculionidae
Exons: 2
Coding region: 72-1292 (406 amino acids)
Source: RefSeq, a predicted model, not a curated record